AGGUGGUUCCGCCCUGCCCUGACAUGGGAACACCACAGAAGGAUGUUACUAUCAAAUCGGAUGCACCAAAAACGGUUCUUGUUGAAAAGCACGCACAGUACAUUGAGUCUUAUGGAGCUAAAAAGGAUGAUUAUGAAUACUGUAUGUCAGAGUAUUUACGGAUGAGUGGCAUCUACUGGGGCCUGACUGUUAUGGACCUCAUGGGAGAGCUGCAGCGCAUGAACAAAGAAGAGAUACUAGCAUUUAUAAAAUCAUGCCAACAUGAUUGUGGUGGAUUUAGUGCUAGUAUUGGUCAUGAUCCCCAUCUUUUGUAUACCUUAAGUGCUGUGCAGAUCCUCACAUUGUAUGAUAGCCUUUCUGCAGUUGACAGCAAUAAAAUAGUUGAUUAUGUGCAAAGCCUUCAAAAAGAAGAUGGAUCGUUUGCUGGAGACAAAUGGGGAGAAAUUGAUACACGAUUCUCUUUCUGUGCUGUUGCAACACUUGCCCUUUUGGGCAGGCUGGAUGCUGUUAACAUAGAAAAAGCCAUAGAAUUUGUUUUAUCUUGUAUGAACUUUGAUGGCGGUUUUGGUUGCAGGCCAGGUUCGGAAUCCCAUGCAGGGCAGAUCUAUUGUUGCACGGGCUUCUUGGCCAUAACAGACCAGUUGCACCAAGUAAAUGCAGACUUGCUAGGCUGGUGGCUUUGUGAGCGACAACUGCCAUCUGGUGGGCUCAACGGGCGACCUGAAAAGCUACCAGAUGUAUGCUAUUCCUGGUGGGUGUUGGCUUCCUUAAAAAUUAUUGGAAGACUCCAUUGGAUUGAUAGAGAGAAGCUGCGCUUAUUUGUGUUGGCUUGCCAAGAUGAAGAGACCGGAGGUUUUGCUGAUAGGCCAGGAGACAUGGUGGAUCCAUUCCAUACACUGUUUGGUAUUGCUGGGUUAUCUCUGCUGGGAGAAGAAAGAAUCAAGCCUGUUAAUCCAGUGUUUUGUAUGCCUGAAGAGAUCCUUCAGAGAAUAAAUAUUCAGCCGGAACUUGUGAGCUAGGGAAUUGGAGUUGGCCUGGAGACACUGGACUGUCCAUUAGAGCUGCCUACAUUCAUUUUGUUCCCUUUAUUUAGGGCCACAUCCUAGAAUGUGACAGUGUGCACACAUUUUGUCUCAGGUAAGGCUCUCAGAAGUGAUACAGAGAUGCGCGAUUUACUUAAAUGAUGGGAAAUGUUCGUAGUUGUAACCACCACAGCUUGUGACCCUUGUGUGUGGCUUAGAAAUGUGCAUAUCUUGAGAACAGCAACAGAGACAAAAACAAAAUCAGAUGACAUUGCCUUUAAGAGUAAUGUCACCUAAAACUGUUUGAUCACUGCUACAUGUACUAGUGAUGAAAGGCCUUAUACUUACCACUGCUUGCUUUCAUUUCAUCUCCAGGGGAUAUUCUUAACCUGUCAUUAACAUCAGGAAGUAGUGGCCCUGUGUGAUAUUACCCCAAAUUGCAAAGAUUUUAGAGAUAUUAACUAUCUGUACUUGUAUAGCUUAUUUAUUUAAAACAAUAUGUUUUCAAAAUAAAGUCAUGUAA
Molecule: messenger RNA, 1545 nt
Organism: Xenopus laevis (African clawed frog)
Lineage: Eukaryota; Metazoa; Chordata; Amphibia; Anura; Pipidae
Gene: rabggtb.S
Product: Rab geranylgeranyltransferase subunit beta S homeolog
Cellular component (GO): Rab-protein geranylgeranyltransferase complex; cytoplasm
Molecular function (GO): protein prenyltransferase activity; catalytic activity; Rab geranylgeranyltransferase activity
Source: RefSeq, marked provisional